AUGGAAGCGGAAGGGAGGAGUGAGCAGGGUAAGCAAAAGAAGGGGCCACUUUGCACCAGCCCCUGGCCCCAGAGCCACGGCAUCGCCGCUGGGACUCUGACCUCCACGGCCGACACCAGCCCUCGGCCCUACAGGAGCCUCUCCGGUGUAGGAGUGCGGAGACCAAGGCUGUCCCCCCACGGAGGACAGAGGGGUCGCCCGCACUCCCGACGCCGCCACCGCACCACCUUCAGUCCCUCACAGCUGGAGCAGCUGGAGGCAGCCUUUGGGAGGAAUCAGUACCCCGACAUUUGGGCCCGAGAGGGCCUGGCCCGGGACACAGGCCUCAGCGAGGCCAGAAUCCAGGUCUGGUUCCAGAACCGCAGAGCUAAGCAGAGGAAGCAAGAGCGGUCACUCCUCCAGCCACUGGCCCAUCUGUCUCCUGCCACCUUCUCUGGUUUCUUGCCCGAGUCCCCUGCUUGCCCCUACUCCUACCCAACACCGCCUCCACCCAUGACCUGCUUCCCUCACCCCUACAACCACGCCCUUCCCUCUCAGCCCUCCACAGGCAGUUCCUUUGCUCGACCCCACCAGCCUGAAGACUGGUAUCCCACCUUGCCUCCAACGCCCACUGGCCAUCUGCCCUGCCCCCCACCCCCUUCCAUGCUUCCCCUCAGCCUUGAGCCCCCAAAGUCCUGGAACUAA
Neogale vison (American mink) is the source of this 684-nucleotide messenger RNA. RefSeq names its product PROP paired-like homeobox 1 (gene PROP1). Gene Ontology annotation, biological process: regulation of transcription by RNA polymerase II; pituitary gland development. The record is from RefSeq and is a predicted model, not a curated record. Gene Ontology annotation, cellular component: transcription regulator complex. NCBI's taxonomy places the organism in Eukaryota, Metazoa, Chordata, Mammalia, Carnivora, Mustelidae. The transcript is spliced from 3 exons. The coding region runs from base 1 to 684 and encodes 227 amino acids. Gene Ontology annotation, molecular function: RNA polymerase II cis-regulatory region sequence-specific DNA binding; DNA-binding transcription factor activity, RNA polymerase II-specific.